Messenger RNA from Carcharodon carcharias (great white shark), 2169 nucleotides. It is a transcript of the gene cox11, whose product is annotated as cytochrome c oxidase assembly protein COX11, mitochondrial. Gene Ontology annotation, cellular component: mitochondrial inner membrane. The transcript has 6 exons. Bases 147 to 785 code for a protein of 212 amino acids. Lineage: Eukaryota; Metazoa; Chordata; Chondrichthyes; Lamniformes; Lamnidae. Gene Ontology annotation, molecular function: copper ion binding. The record is from RefSeq and is a predicted model, not a curated record.
GAGCGCGAACCGAAUGGCAUCAUGGGUAAUGUAGUACGGCACCGCACAGCUCUCAGAACCGAUGUUGCAGGAAGACUACUGUUUGUUAUUUACACCGAAGGAAGAAAACAUUACGUAUUAGCAUCACGGCCUGGCUAACAUUCAGCAUGCGUUGGUCCUGUUGGGCAAGCAUCUCAAAAUUGUACAUGGUGUCUUCCUGUAAUUCCUGUGCACAAAGACUACAACAGUUUAGUUCACCAAGACUGUAUUCAGUAUUUAAUCGGUUUACUCCUAAGAAACUGAAUGACCUGACUUCUCAGCAGCCAGUGCGGGGCGUGAAGGGCCGUAAUCCCUUCACUCAGAACCAGGAGGAGGCAUGGAGAAAGAAGAAUAAAACUGUGCUCACGUAUAUAGCAGCAACAGCAAUUGGUAUGAUUGGCAUGUCGUAUGCUGCAGUCCCUCUUUACAGACUUUAUUGCCAGGCUACAGGUCUGGGAGGGACUGCAGUAGCUGGUCAUAAUGUGGAUCAAGUCGAGACCAUGGAGCCUGUGAAGGAUCGAGUUAUUAAAGUAACUUUCAAUGCUGAUGUCCAUGCCAGUCUGCAAUGGAACUUCAGACCUCAGCAAACUGAAAUCUAUGUUGUUCCUGGAGAAACGGCUUUGGCAUUCUAUAAAGCGAAAAAUCCUACUGACAAACCAGUCAUUGGAAUUUCUACUUAUAAUGUAGUACCAUUUGAUGCAGGGCAAUACUUCAAUAAAAUACAGGUCCAUCCAGGAUCCCUCCCCUUUGCUGUAGAGAGCGAUUGAGUGUCUGGUGGCACCAGGAGACACAGAAUGGAGGAGUACAUUGAGAACAUGGAGCCUGGUGAUAUAGACGUAUGCUUCGUGGUGUACAGAGAGUGGAGAUGAAGAAGAGAGCGAUGGAGCAGCACUGUAAUGACUUGAUGGACCACACAGGUUUCAAAAAGAAACAGAUAAAUGUUAUUAUAGAGAGCUUUUAAGAUGCUACAUGCUCGAACACGACUCUCGUCAGGAUGCCCCAACCCUGGAUUACCCGCACUUAGGGCUCGUUGGUUGGAGCCUCCAAGAAUAUCACGUGACUCCUGAUGGACAGCAGGAGAGGCUAUACCUUCAGUUACUACAUUCCCUCCCCCUUUAAUUUUUAAAGUUUCCAUUUACAGAGAACAUUUGAAUAUCCAACAACAUAUACAUAUAUACAAAUUCAGGCGAUUAAAAAUUAAGUCUCUGAGGUACUCUCAUUUGAUUAGAGUGGCAUAGCUCUACCACUGAGGUUCCCCCACAGGAUUAACAUGAUCAGGAACUGCAGCACGAGAUAUAUCAUUAGAAAGUGGCAACUCUACAGAGACAGUGGCAACGCGACAGAGACAUCGGGCAUGUCUAUUCUUGGUCAAUCUGUCACCUCAGGGAUUUAUGGCUCGAUGUUAAUCACAGCUGGAAUAGUUGGUUGUUAGCAUGUCUCUCUAUCAUGUGCUUUCAAACUACUUGGUCUUCCACUUCCACCUGGAAGUAUAAGGGACCAGUUUCCGAGACAAUUGUACCAGGAACCCAACAAGGUCCACUGCUGAAAUUCCGUACAUAUACUGUAUCUCCUGCAGUAAAUCUUCGAGCUUUGCUAUGAAUAGCGUGAUUAAAUUUUUGGUUACUCUGAUUCCUCUCUACCUUCCCCUCUAAGUUUGGAAAUGCCAAGCUUAACCUUGUAUGUAGGCGACAUUUAAUUAAUAAUUCAGACGGUGUUGAACCCGUAGUCAAAUGUGCCAUUGUACAAUAACUGAGAAGAAAGUGGGAAAGUCGAGAUUCUAGCAUACCUUCUGAUAACCUUUUCAUACCAGAUUUGAAAGUUUACACAGCUCUCUCAGCUAAACCAUUCAAUGAGGAUUGUAUGGGGCUGUUUUAACAUGUCUGAUUCCAUUUAAACUCAUGAAUCUCUGAAACUCUGUACUGGUAAAGACUGUACCCUUAUCAGAAACAAUGAUUUCCAGUAGGCCAUGUGUGCUAAAACAGUGAUGUAGCUUCUCAAUAGUUGCGCUCGAUGUUGAUGAUCUGACUUUAUGUACGUCCAUCCAUUUAGAAUGUGCAUCUACAAUCAACAAAAACAUGGUGCCUAAGAAUGGUCCUACAUAAUCGAUAUGUAGUCUAACCCAGGGUCGACCAGGCCACCCCCAAAGAUGCA